This is a messenger RNA of Musa acuminata subsp. malaccensis (wild Malaysian banana), 1580 nucleotides long. RefSeq names its product protein indeterminate-domain 7-like. The record is from RefSeq and is a predicted model, not a curated record. Gene Ontology annotation, cellular component: nucleus. NCBI's taxonomy places the organism in Eukaryota, Viridiplantae, Streptophyta, Magnoliopsida, Zingiberales, Musaceae. Gene Ontology annotation, molecular function: DNA-binding transcription factor activity.
GUGCUCAUUUGGACUGCAGAGCUGCAGGUAACUCAGAACCUCUCUUCAUGAGGCUACUCAUAUUUCAAACCCUGCAGUGGUGCCUUUUCUCUGGUACUGUGACCUACGGCCACCUGUGCCCACUCUACGAAGAAUUCUAAUAAAGCAUGGGUGGGUUUUAUUCUCUCCGGCUCUCUUCAUAUUCUGCCUCUCUUUUUCUUCUUCUCCUAUGGAAGCUUUGGGUCUUGAGAUAAGAGGAUAAUGGAGACCAGAUGCCACUAUCUGGUCCCUCUUCAUUUCGGCUGCCGGUGAAAGAAAACAAAACAACAACAUCUUUUCCAUGUUGUUCUCAGUAGCAACAAUGUCCAAUUCCACCUCCAUCUCUGAUGAAGCCAGUGUUUCCUCUGAGACAAGAGCUCAUGGCCACUUCAGCUUGAGCUCUAUGCUCACAUCCGUAUCUCCCCACCACCACCGACCGCAGCCGCCACCGAAGGCCAAAAAGAAGAGAAGCCAACCGGGGAAUCCAGACCCAGAAGCUGAAGUUGUAGCCUUGUCACCGACGACACUAAUGGCCACCAACAGGUUCAUCUGUGAGAUAUGCAACAAGGGUUUCAAGAGGGAACAGAACCUGCAGCUCCACAGGAGGGGCCACAACCUGCCAUGGAAGCUGAGGCAGAGAGGCAGCGAGGAAGUAGCAAGGAAGAGGGUGUACGUGUGCCCGGAGCCAUCUUGUGUGCACCACCAUCCUUCCAGGGCUCUUGGAGACCUGACGGGGAUCAAGAAGCACUUCUCCCGAAAGCAUGGAGAGAAGAAGUGGAAGUGUGACAAGUGCUCUAAAAGAUAUGCCGUGAACUCGGACUGGAAAGCCCAUGUGAAAACCUGUGGAGCAAGAGAGUAUAGAUGUGAUUGUGGCACCCUCUUCUCCAGGAAGGAUACCUUCAUCACCCACAGGGCCUUCUGUGAUGCGUUGGCAGAAGAAAGCGCAAGACUCAUGGCUGCCACCGCCACCACAUUCCCUCCACUCCACCAACCUCUCUUCCACCCUUCCUCCUCCUGGAACCCACUCAUCUGUCCUAACCCUGACUUGACCCUAAACCCUAGCUCUGACGGUGACCUGGGAGCUUUGCAAGUCAAGCCUGAGGAUAAGCUCUCUUCCCUCCACCACAUCCACCUUCGCGCCAUCACCUCACCUCACCUCUCAGCCACCGCACUCCUCCAAAGGGCCUCGAUCAUGGGCCCUAUGAGCUUCACCAACACCGCCAGCAGCGUAGGUUACGAUGGCGCAAUGUCCGGCGGAGUCGUCAGCUCGGGAGUCGAUGUCCAAGACCUGCCAAUGUGGUAGAAGAGCAAUCGCCCGACCGACCGCCGACACCGGGGAUGAUUGCCUAAGGUUAAUGCAUGUGCUCCCAUAGGUGCCAUAGAACUCUAUCAUGCUUAAUUCCUCGUACUGAUCGAGACAAGGAAGCUAAGGUUAAUGCAUGCUCGACUUGACUGUGUGAUCAGAUGAAAGACACUUUUCUGAGGUCAUUCAGUCCGCAAGUAGAAGAUGUUUCUGAAAGCUAUCAAGUAGUAAUCCUAAUAAGUUCUUCUGCUGUCUGAAA